UAGUCUGAAAAACCAGACCCUAGGCAACAGCCGGAGCGUUUAAAAAUUGUGGGAGGCUAGAAGAGGAACAUAUAGAUUACAUGGGCAAGGGAGAAUAGCCUCUGCCUGUGCUUCACUAGGGUAUAGCAUUUCUUUAAUAUGAUGUAUUAUUAUUAUUAUUUAUAAUAUUAUAAAUAUCUCCAUAUACUACGACACCUUGCAUGGAGCAGGGGUUCAUUUCGACAUGAUGCGCAAUGUAAGGGCGAAGGAGGACGAUGUUAUUACGGUGUAAUAACGAAGAAGAGAUCACAAAUGGAAUAACACUGCAAGCCAGUGCACCGCAGCUAGCUACAUUAUAGCGUUCAUCGUACUUUAUCUCUCCUGAAUUUGGAUGUUAUUGUGUAGCGGGAGCUUGCGUUUGCGUUUCGCUUGCACGGGGAAUGCUGACAAGGGUCGGGACUUGGUCGGGAGCAUUUCGGUCAAAUGCAGCGACAGAGAGAGCAGCAGCACGGCCAAUCGGGGCGCGUGAAGGUGCACAUGGACCUCUGAGAGGAAUCCCCUGGAUCUCGAAACGAACUGGCACAUUUAAUGUUUAAUGUUUAGUCUUUAGGCCCACUCUUCUCACGUGGCACCCGGCGCACUGUUCUAUUCUUAACGCAGGCAUUUUGUUGAUAGCGUUUUAUAUUUCUCAGCUGGGUCUUUAAAUGAGCCAGAAUAGGUUAUGAGGAUGAUGCCAGCUGAUAUCGCAUCACUUCUUUUGGGAACAUAGGAAAGCGGUCCAACUGAUCCAUUAUCAUUAGCCAAAUUACUUUCAUCAGUGUUUAACAAUUAGGAACGGAAAGCUUGGAGUUUAGAUAGGACAGUUGAUUAUUACGGAGUAAGGUGGAUCAGGCCAUUUCUACAGUGCCACAUAAUUUGCAAAUAAACAGAGAGCACACGAGAGCAACUGUAUAAUGCUACGUACGACGCGCGGGUGAUGAUUUGGAUAGAUCAAACCCUCUAGUCUAUUUGGAGAUGCGCAUGUCAGUGUAAAAUAUAGGACUGUCACUCGCUCUGUUUAGUGUUUACAAUGUCAUGUAAACUCACUGCACGCUGUCGUGGGAGCAAAAGUAGUAGGCUAUUUAUAUAGCCGCGGCUUGGCAGCCUUUAGAAUAGAAACAAGUCUCUUUUUAAAAUUGGACGUUUUCUGAUUCUUUCCGUGGAAGCCGCUCCACUGUGCCCUCGAAUGCGCCUUAAUCGUGGGCAUGAUCCUCGUGUGAGAAAUCGUUGAAAUAAUCAGCGUCGGGGUGUCAGCGAGGCUAGAGCGAGUAGGGGAUUUGGCUAGAUUAUCGCCGGACUGCUAUCUUGUUCCGUCCGUCACACACUGACUGAACCGCGGCUUCUGAUCUGCUGCCUUUUCCCUGCCCAAACUGUCACGGCAGAGCUCCUGGAAUGCGAUUUGGGGAACCCUUUCUUCGCCUUUUCAAGGAGUUUGUCUCCGAGGACAAGGGUUCUCUUGCAGAGUAAGAACGAAAAGAAUAGCUCAUUUACAAUUGAUAAAAUUAGGCUAUAGCAAUGACUGAAGCGAGUCUGCAGCGCUAUUUUACGAACAAAUCUGGCGCAUCAGAGAAUGUGGAAUUUCAUUUUUAACUCAACUAAAUUCACUAUUGGCUACAGUGUCGGGCACUGGAUACACCACGGAUGGACUAGGGGACUCUACACCUCGAUCUCAUCCAAGAGUACCGGUUAGGUUAGACACGAUUACUUCAGUAACCUACUACUCCAGAACCGCGGACGGUUAGUUCCGUUAACGAGCACCAGCCAUUCUCCCCAUCCUGCAGCCGGUAAACGGAUGAUGUUUGAGCGAGGAUGCUGCGCUUCCCCGUGAAGAAAAUUCGGAAGCAGUUCAAACUCCUUCUGCUGCUUGUGCUGCUCACCUUUGCCGUGUGGUUCACCUACCUACACAUCAAUCAGGGCAAAGCUAUCAAGCUCCACUUCAACUACGGCAAAGAUGGGGAGAAGCAGACGGAGGGGACAGACGCCAGCAGCAAGAGGGACACUCGCUCCUCAGCCGGCCACCGCAAGACUGAGGACACCAGCGACAGUCACGAGGAUGAUGCUGCGGAGGAUGAGUCCAAUGCUGGUGGAGCUGACCCCAGAGACCAUGCCCACAUCAGGAAGUUUCUUAGCCAGCGCCACAAGAAGUUGCCAUGGAAACCUGAGUUCAAAGGGCAGGCCAACCUCCAUGUGUUUGAGGACUGGUGUGGCUCGUCUGUAGCCCAGCUUCGAAAGAACCUGCACUUCCCUCUAUAUCCCCAUACGAGAACUACGGUGAAGAAGCUGGCUGUGGCUCCAAAAUGGAAGAACUACGGCCUCCGAAUAUUUGGGUUCCUCCACCCGUACAGAGAUGGUGAUUUCCAGUUUUCGGUGUCGUCAGAUGAUAACUCUGAGUUCUGGGUGAGUCCUGACGAGAGCCCUCUCAAUGCCAGACUACUGGUCUACGUUGGACAGCUGGGGACUGAGUGGACUGCUCCAGGGGAGUUCAGCAAGUUUAUGUCCCAGUCCUCAAAGUCUGUGCACCUUAUCUCAUCCAGACGGUACUACUUUGAGAUCCUUCACAAGCAGGAUGACAAGGGGUCAGACCACGUGGAGGUUGGGUGGCGUCCAUUCCUGCCAGGUCUGAAGUAUGAGGUCAUCGAUUCUGCCUACAUCUCUCUCUACACAGAUGAAUCCAGUCUGAAGAUGAACAGUGUGGACCACAUCCCUCAGACCCUGGCCAGUCACAGUAGACCAUCAUCAGUAGAGGAACAGUCACAGAGACACAGUCACUUCAACAGCCAGCAUGGAGCGGACAUGCUCAAACCAGACCCCCGAGACACUUUCUAUAGCACCCCUAUGAUCCAGGCAUCUCGUCUGGAGAACGUGCUGCCAGCCUGUCUCUACUCCCCGACCUACGUCGUCAAAGACUUCCCCAUAGCCAGAUACCAGGGCCUACAGUUUGUGUACCUGUCCUUUAUUUAUCCCAAUGACUUUACACGUCUGACACACAUGGAGAGAGAGAACAAGUGUUUCUACAGGGAGUCACCCAUCUACCUGGAGAAGUUUGGCUUCUACAAGUACAUGAAGAUAGAUGAGGAGGACGAUGAUAGACCGUUCUUCUUCCCUAACCCAGACGAUUUUCCAGAAGAGGAGGAAGGGGUGGACCCGGAAGAUGAGGCUGAGGUCGUAGGUACCCAAUCACCAAAGAGGACCGCUUCGCCUAGCCAAUCAACGAAGAGGACCUCUCACCCCAGCCUCUCCAUCCACACCUCCAGGCCCACCCUUGGAGAAAGAGAGGGGGAGGAGGAAGAGGAGAACAGCAUUGUGGUCCGUAGAGAGAAAAAACACUUCCUCAAGAGCGAUGGACAGACAUACAGAGAGUGGGACAGGGACAGGCCGAGGAGAAGAGGGGGACAGACCUCCAGGAGGGGACUUCUAGAGAGGCCCGAGGCGGAGAGCGAGGAGCUUCACCCGCGGUCGGACGAUGUGGUCCACGGUCGCUCCCUCUCCUGGAUCAGGAUGGGUCCCUCUGAGCUAGGACCAGGGGGGCCGGGCAGGAAGGUAGGAGGAGGAGGGGGUGCAGGAGGGGAGACCCCUCCCAAACUGAGCAAGUCGACCCUGCUCUUCCCCCAGAAGACCUCUCUCUCGGCCCUUGCCAGCCGCGCCAAGCAGAUUCAUAGUAACUCCGCCCCCGGCAACAACAACGCCGCUGCUAAUGCCCGUCUCCAUGAUAACGCCGCCCGUAACCGCGGCAACGACAAUAACGCCGCAGCCGGCGGCAACAACAACAACAAUGAAAAGAAGGAUGAGAACAAGAUCUACAUCACCAGGCCGCGGCCGGUCAAAGAGAGGGAGCGAGAGAAGGAGAAGAAGGAGAGGAGGGUGGAGAGGGAGAGGGAGAGGGAGAGGGGCAGGGGUCCGGCAUCGCGUCACCCGAGAGAAGUCUUCCCUGGGGUGUUUCUGUACCAGAGUGGAAAGACCACCAGACUGGUCAACCUCCAGAGCACUCGAUCCAGGGGGGGAGGGGGAGCGGGGGGCAGGGGGCUCGUCAGUGCCCCCCAACUCUGGCCCAAACCCCCUCUGAGAGACGGCAAACCUCCCCCACGUGGCACUAAUGCUAGUGUUAGCAGACAAGGUACAGUUCCCCGGGCAGCCAGCAGGGUGGCGGUAGUGAGGCUCCGAGACAGAGAGAAGAGGAGAGUUAGAGGAGGGGGAAGGGAGCACCAAGCACCCCCAGAUAGAGAGGCUGCCGCAGGUGUCGCCUUACCCAGUAGAGGAGGCACCCCAUUGCCCCAGCACCUCCAGCCCCCGCCACCUCAUUCACCCACUCCCCCCAACUCCUUGGAGAAUGCCCUUCCUAUGGAGAGCAGGCUAGAAAGCAGGCUAGAAACCAGGGUCACCUCGUACCUCAAAACCUCAGAGAUCACUGAGUCGCAGCAAAAACAACCCGACCCAGACCAAGAACCCUCAGAACCCAACCCAGAUCCUGACCCAAUCCGCUCGAACGCGGAUCCAGAACCCGACCCAGACCCGGAACCAGAACCAGAGGAGGGUGGGGUGUCCGACUACAGUUACGAGGCUGAAGAGGCGCGUCCAGGCUGGGCUGAGGAGAGCAUCAACUGGCAGAGGACAUUUUCGGUCAACCCCAUGGACUUUGAGCUGCUGCGCUCCGACUGGAAUGACCUGCGCUGCAACGUGUCUGGGAACCUGCAGCUGGCCGAGAGCGAGGUGGUGGAUGUGCUGGCACAGUACAUGGAGAAGCUCAACGAGCGCAACGGAGGUAUCUACACCCUUUUGCGGAUCAUCAAUGUGGAGAAGAGGCGAGACUCGGCCCGUGGGAACCGCUACUUGGUGGAGCUGGAGCUGAUGGAGCGCGGCCGGAAUGUGGUGCGCCUCUCGGAAUACAUCUACCUUCUGCUCCACCGUGGCCGUCUGGGCGCGGACAGCCUGGAGAACACGGAGUUCGUCCCCGCCUCGGCCCCUGCUAGGUCCCCCCCUGGUCUCAUCCUCACCACCCCCGCACCCCCAACCUCCACGCACCCCUCUGCCCAGCCCGGGGCCACCCAGUGGGGCACGGCCUAUGCCAACCCCCUGCUGUGCCAGCCGGUCAUGCUGCAGUGGCGGAAGGAUGUUAUGGUGCAUUUUGUGGUGCCAGUGAAGAACCAGGCUCGCUGGGUGCAGCAGUUCAUCACAGACAUGGAGGAGCUUCACCGGCAGACUAAGGACGACAACUUCAGCAUCAUCAUUGUCGACUUCGAGAGCACCGACAUGGACGUGGAGCAGGCCCUCCGAGAGAGCACUGUGCCUAGGUAUGAGUACUUGAGAAGAGAAGGGAACUUUGAGCGCUCAGCAGGACUACAGAUCGGAGUGGACACUAUCGAGGACAACCACAGUAUAGCGUUCUUGUGUGACCUUCACAUCCACUUCCCCCUCAACAUCCUGGAGAGCAUCAGGAAGCACUGUGUAGAGGGACGUCUGGCCUUCGCCCCUAUUGUCAUGAGACUGGGCUGUGGCAGCUCCCCACUAGAGCCUGACGGCUACUGGGAGGUGAAUGGCUUUGGCCUGUUUGGAAUUUAUAAGUCGGACUUUGAUAAGAUCGGAGGGAUGAACACGGAGGAGUUUAAAGACCGCUGGGGAGGAGAGGACUGGGAACUACUGGACAGGGUACUACAGAACGGUCUGGAGGUGGAGAGACUGAGACUGAGGAACUUCUUCCACUACUACCACUCCAAAAGGGGCAUGUGGAACGCUCAGAACAAGAAAACCCCCAAGGGAGGGGGAUAGCUAACGCCACCCCCAUGGGCCUGGACGACCCAAAACACAUGGCCUAUACCUGCAGCUCCACUGUGUGUGAGGAGAGACCCUGAAUGAGCUCACUUACUGCCUGACUUUGCCUUUUUUAGAUAGGCACUUUUCAGGGAUGCCCGUCCUUGCUCCUCCGAGGACCCAUCUGAGGAACCCUCUUUUCCCUGAGUAUGUUUUUUCCGUCAAUGGAGGACAUUGAAGGGGGAAAAUGGAGGGAAUCUGUUUGUAUGUUGGUGUUGACGUCUACCCGACUAGACUUGACCUUUCACCUCACUAACAGAACUCAAUGUAGAGACGAUGUCUUCUUUUUCUUUUUUGGUGCAAUGUUACCUGACAGACUGUUUAUUUGUAUUUUGUUUGUUUUGUUCAGAGGAAGCGCCUUUUUUUCUAGCGAGGCAUUUGUAAAGACAACCUAAGAUUUUCUACAAAAACAUCCACGUGAGGAGACGUCUGAGGAACAUUAGAAGGACUUUGUGUUGAUGACAGAAUGUUUGUUUGUUUGUGUUCAGGUACGUGCCAACAAUAGUCGUUCCGGAAAUGCGUUCCGUCACUCUGGUGUCAAAUUUCAGAUAUUAGUAUUGCAACGAGAUGUCUGGGUGUUGAAAGUAACAGUGUGUAGUGGUUCUACCUGAUGUGCUUCUUCAUAUAAAUCUAACCGGGGUGCUUCAAAUGUACUAUAGAGGCAUAUGAUGCAGUAUGGGUAACUUUCCCAAAAUUCCUGCUUAUUUACUCCUGAUUCCGGAUAUCUUUUAACAGGGAUAUCUUCCAACCUCGGAAAUUUGGGAAAGUUCCCAGAAUUUUGCAACCCUAAGUUGUUGCAUAUUAAAUAUAAGCUCUGUUGUGUGUACAGUUUUAUGGGAAGAGGACACAGAUACUGGACAGUAUGGAGUAUGGAAUGGGGGAUCCACGGUGAGAUUUCGGCAAAGGCAUCAGAUUUAACAAUGUGCUUUGAAAAACGUACUUAAUUUCACAGUCUAUCUUGCUUUCUUUUGGUCUGUCUUUCUCUCUCUUUUUCUCUUUUCUUAUCAAUUCCUCUCUUUCUGUACCA
Coregonus clupeaformis (lake whitefish) is the source of this 6850-nucleotide messenger RNA. It is a transcript of the gene b4galnt4a, whose product is annotated as beta-1,4-N-acetyl-galactosaminyl transferase 4a. Gene Ontology annotation, molecular function: acetylgalactosaminyltransferase activity. The transcript is spliced from 21 exons. The record is from RefSeq and is a predicted model, not a curated record. Bases 1828 to 5781 code for a protein of 1317 amino acids. NCBI's taxonomy places the organism in Eukaryota, Metazoa, Chordata, Actinopteri, Salmoniformes, Salmonidae. Gene Ontology annotation, cellular component: Golgi cisterna membrane.